Porites lobata is the source of this 3851-nucleotide messenger RNA. The record is from the annotation of a GenBank genome assembly. NCBI's taxonomy places the organism in Eukaryota, Metazoa, Cnidaria, Anthozoa, Scleractinia, Poritidae.
AGCAAAAACCCGUCGACACCACAGGAAAGAACGCCUUAAAAUCUUUUUUGAAAAAAAGGUUUCCAAGUUUGAAAGUGAUUUGAUGAAAACUAUUGAAUCAAAAAGUCACAAAAUUUUACAGUGGGGGCCAAGUUUGGUGCCCCACUAUACAAACGUCUGUAAAAUUUCGGACUCAGUGGCGAAGCCAUAUUUUCGCGGCUUUGGACGCCACUUCAUUAAUUUAAUAAGGCACUCAUUCUCGCAGUGUCGAUAGGUUUUAACUAACUGGUCCGUAUAGAAACUCAAAAUAACUGCCUCAGGUUCCGUGGACAGGUAAGCUUGUUAUACAUAAUUAUAAGUAGUUGGAACAAGCAUUCAGCAUCCGUUCAAAUUAAGUGCAUCUAAACAGUAAAACGGAUAGAAUAACACGUUGUCGCUUUCAAAUUCCGAGAUCCUAAUUGCUCUCUGAAGCCGAAAUUGUUAAGGGAUAAUUUGAUAAUACAAAUAGUUUUGCGUGUAAAGCUUGACCAUGGCAAAUGCAGUGUUUCGCGAGUUCAUAGAUGUGUGACAGGGUGUGGUCGUGAUAAGACAGGCGAUUGGAAGGUAAUGUUUCUAAACGAGAAAAGGGGAGUAACAGUUUGUACUCUAUAAUUCAUCUUUCGUUACACUGAAUAUCGUUCACUGUUUUUACUCUUGGUGCUAUUUUCUGGACGUGAUCCGGAUAUUCCUGUAACAUCGCCGCCUGUUAAUUGCUCCGUUAGUUUUAAUCCGUUUGUCAGACAAAUCCGUUUUGAUCCAAUUUCAAAGACUGCGUGAGGUGUCAAUAGCUGUUGAAAACGUUUUCACAGCUACAGGUGAAAAUCGGGUUUUAAAAGCACACAAUUACUUCCAUCUUUUCAGUUAACCGAUACCUGCCUCGUCGACAGCUACAGGACAGAAUCGUCUCAUUUAUAAAACACUGUCGAAACUCUCGAACCCUCAGCAUCGUCAUGAAGAGUUUGCUUAUUGCGAUGUGCACAUUUGCUGCACUGUUUCACUCGUCUUUUGAGGCAGCACAUAAAGGCUGUUGCUCGUGCAAUAAAUUCUCUAAAGAACAAGCAAAGCAGAUUCAAACAUUGCUCCAGCAAGAGGCGGGCUCCCUGAGACAAGGAAUGCAGACGAUGUGUCCAAAGAAAUCAAGUAAGUUCUUUACAGACAUAAGGUUUGCCUUCUCAUAUGAAACUAAGGCCGUGUGACAUGUGCACAAAGACCGUCCUUUGCAUUUUUUUUUUUUACUGAAUAAGUGCAGUGCAUUAGGGAUUUAAGCAUGUUGGAAUGACGAAACCAAGGAGACGGCACUGGAAAAAAAUAGCAAUUCAUAUUGUUGAUUAACUUAAUUUGAAAAUGUUCCUUUUGGUUUUAUUUGAGUUAAACGCGAUUAGUAGUCGUCCAAUGUCCAACUAAAAUCCUUUCGGAAGCUUUUCCUUCAAAACGAGAAAUUACAGUAAAGGAAAAUCGAUCUUCCUCUGGACGUUCCCCAAGGGAACCUUUAUUCUAUCUAAGUUUACAUUGUUUUUUCUUUUUUGGCGAAAGAUAACAGAGAAAUGUAGAAUGUACGUGCCGUAGUCACUCCUAAAACCUCUUUCUCCCCUUGUCAGCUUAUUGAUAAUUAGAGAGACACAUAUCACGUUCUUGUAACUUUUGAGACUGAAUACAGUAUUUUCGCAGGAUGCUACUUGUUUCGCAUUUCAGUCGACUCUCUCCGACCGGCUUCUGUAAAACGGACACUUAUAGCUGGUCCCUGCCUUUCUUUACUCUCUUUAUUACGGUCCUGAUUACGGACACUUCUUGCCGUUCCAAAAGGUGUCCGUCCGUCUUAAAGAGAUUUGACUAGUCGAUCUACAGUCGAGAUUUGACUGUACUUCACAGAUGGACUUUUCGAAAUCUUAGGGAAGGGUGGGGUAGACGUAAAAUACGAUUUUCCAAAACUGCACUCUUCUCCGGACGGUGUAAUGUAGACUCUGAGCAAUAACAAAGGAUACAUGGGAAAAACCAGCACUAAUUAAGGCUACAACAGUACUGCAGUAAACAAAAAUUUAAAACGGGUUCCUCCCUCGUAGUGUUUGAGCUGCGCUUAGUCUUGCAUGCCGUAAAUAGCUGGCUCUGCUGUAAAAAUAGACUGAAAUUUUCUUGAUUCAAAUCGCUCAAAAUAUGAAUGUAAUUUUGAACUUUAGCCUUUGUGUUUGUUUAACAUACUACUUAAUUCCUGAAACGUUUUCCCAGUUAUUUAUAGUCAUUAAAAAUUCAUUAACUACUACAAUAUAAUAAAAUAAAUAAAUGUUACCUGGAUGAUACAAAAAAUGCAACGUGUCCCUAGGUAGCACUGAGACAUUAACGUAAAAAGAAGGUGCUCGUAAGCCAAUGGGAGAACCCCGGCUAUUAAACAACGUUCCUCAAACUCCGUCAUGUUUAUUUUGCAUGAUUUAACAAACCUUGGGAAAACACUCAUAAAAACAAACAGACAAUUUAUAGUGUUUCUGUUUAAUCGUAUUUUCAGUACUUAUUUGUUUUUCAUUCUUUUUUUCCCCCAAAACAACAUUUGAGACUUAAAACAUUUUCGCUUUUUUUUUCUUCUUUUUAUUUUCUAGCUAAAUUUUAUUUCUUUUUCUAAAUUUUAAUUUUUAUUUGCCAAAUUUUAUUUUAUUUUCUAGCUAAAUCAAAUCCGCAAUGGCAGAAAGUUAACGGUGAAAACCCUGUGUGUUUCCGCGUCAGUGGAGACCGGCCUGGCCGCUUUACAAUCAGCAAGGAAGGUUUUGUAGCUGCUUUCAAGCUCGUUCACCGUAGCGGCAGUGUGACGUGCGAGAAAGACAAAUGCCAUGGACACGAUUCAUACUCCAGCAAAUGGGGCUGCUCCACAAAUCAUUCCUACGUCGGUUCAACGCCUCUUGGAACCUUCAUUACUACACAGUCCAAACGCGUCCUGUUUCCACGCGAGAAAUUUAUUCGCAUCAAGUCUAUGAACACGUGGUACGCACUCCCUGGGUUUGAGCCCGAUUCGGACUUUCUGGUGUUUCACGAUUUCGCCAAUCCAGAGUUCCUUCAAGAAAACCAAGAAUUACAGCUGUGGUAUGGAGAGGACCUGGAAAAUUUCAACGAGGACAACAAUGAAGGCCAGACAUGCGCUGAUGUGUAUGCUUGGUAUCUGUGAACGAACAUCACAAACUAAUCUCUCUAUAGUUUUUUUCACAAUGCGACCAAUAUGAAUUGGAAAAAUCGGACCAGUAUAAAUUGGAAAGAUCGGACUGAUCAUUCAGGUUCCAAAACAGUACUAAUCUGUAACGAUUUGAUUUUGUGUUUGUAGGAGCCGUUUUUGUUUGCUAAACUCGAAAACGUUUCUGAUAAGUUUAGAAACGUAAAUAUUCCCUUUUUCGAUGUUUCGAACGUGAACCUUACUUUCUCGACGCAAGGAAAAACUUUUGAGUCGGGUUAAAAACUUCAUCGUUUCCAGGGAUGCAAAUUUAGCAUCCUUCGCAAAUCUGCAAAUAUAAGUCCAUCUUCAUCAGGCAAAAAUUGGCCAGUUGCGAAAAGAGUGUUUCCUUUUAGCUAGACUCCUAGGAAUUAUUAUUUGUGAGAUCAUAAAUUGAACGCAGUUAUCAGUAUAGUAUUAUAAUCUGUUAUCUGUUACCAACAUCUUUGUCAAUCGCUAGCUUCAGAGGGUAUAGUAUGGACUCAUGGGCUCCAUGGGUCCAGUCGACAUUUUACCCUUUGCCCUGGCAUCAAGGAAAUUAUUCCCCUUUGAUAAAAACAAAGAUAAAAAAUGAUAUUUCAACAUCUCUCCCAUUCAUGAAUCACUUGUGGUUAACCAAUAAAAUAAAAUCAAGUGCAUUUUAAAG